Wallemia mellicola CBS 633.66 is the source of this 578-nucleotide messenger RNA. RefSeq lists its product as hypothetical. The transcript is spliced from 2 exons. The record is from RefSeq and is a predicted model, not a curated record. NCBI's taxonomy places the organism in Eukaryota, Fungi, Basidiomycota, Wallemiomycetes, Wallemiales, Wallemiaceae. Gene Ontology annotation, cellular component: mitochondrion. Bases 55 to 528 code for a protein of 157 amino acids.
AAAUUGACCAAUCAGGAAUUAGUUAUCCGGCUUAGCGAUUGACCACCAUCAAGAAUGAUCAUUAAUAGAGCUUCACAAGCUACACAGAGGCAGAUAAGAACUAUUUCAACGAGUAGAGUGUGUAGAGGUUCUGAUAGCCAUUCUCAUGGAUACGACGAUGGAUCAAACGAAGUCUACGCACCAGCUAACUUAUUGAGCGCUGGUUGGUUGAAGCUUUUCGGUUUUGCUGGUCUCUCAGCUGUCGCAUUAUCUGCUUACAGUUCAACCCAAGAUGGUAAAGAACCAUUCCUUACACGUUAUUUGUCCUACAAUAAAUCAUCAACUGAGGAAUCAAAGACGAACUCAGAUAAAUUGUUAGCUUUAAAGAAGGAACUCGCGGAUGAAACUCUCUUAAUGUCAGAUGCACACCGUCCUACGCUCAUUAGACUUUCAAACCCUGGUACAUUCGAGCAAGCGUCACCCCACAAAAUAGCAGUUGGAUCACAAUCAGACCUCAGUGAUCUUAAAGUAAAAACCAACAAGGAAUAAACUUAGUGUACAAGAAGAAAACUUACAUAUAUCAACAAUAUAAAUUGAAA